Messenger RNA from Thecamonas trahens ATCC 50062, 1110 nucleotides. Its product is annotated as hydroxyacylglutathione hydrolase. The transcript is spliced from 2 exons. The coding region runs from base 1 to 1110 and encodes 369 amino acids. The record is from RefSeq and is a predicted model, not a curated record. Lineage: Eukaryota; Apusomonadida; Apusomonadidae. Gene Ontology annotation, biological process: DNA-templated transcription. Gene Ontology annotation, molecular function: DNA-directed RNA polymerase activity; DNA binding; hydroxyacylglutathione hydrolase activity. Gene Ontology annotation, cellular component: RNA polymerase II, core complex; nucleus.
AUGGCGGAAGUGUAUGUAGUGCCUGUGCUGGAGGACAACUAUGCGUAUGUGGUGCGUGAUGCUGCGACUGGACGGGGCUUUGUGGUCGACGGCGCAGGCGCCACGGCUGUGGCCGAAACGGUGGCGGCGACCAACACUCAGGUGGUGGCCAUUCUCUCCACGCACCACCACUGGGACCAUGCUGGGGGCAACAUCGAGCUCAAGGAGCUGUAUCCCGAGGCGGAGGUCUAUGGUGGCGACGAUCGGGUUGAUGGUGUGACGCAGAUCAUUGCCGGCGGUGUCAUCGAUCUCGGCGGCGUGCUCCGGAUCGAGGUCCGCGCCUCGCCGUGCCACACCACCUCGCAUCUGCUAUACAUCCUCCCGGUCUGUGCCGUGUUUGGCGGGCGGACAGGCGCCGAGGGCGAGCCAGAGGUGUUUGAGGAUGCCCCGCUUGGCCUGUUCUGCGGCGACACGCUGUUUCUCGGUGGCUGCGGCAAGUUCUUUGAGGGCACCGGCGCACAGAUGGAUGCCGCGCUCAACGGCGAGGCCGCCAUCGGUUCGCUGCCGGACUCGACGCUUGUUCUCUGCGGACACGAGUACUCGGUGGGCAACCUCACAUUUGCGGCUGCUUUUGAUGGCGGGAACUCGGCGGUGAGCGACAAGCUGGUGUGGUGCAAGGCCCAGCGCAAGGCUGGCAAGCCAACCAUCCCGUCGACGCUUGGCGAGGAGCGGCAGUACAACCCGUUCAUGCGCGUCCGCGUGCCAGAGAUCAUGGCCAAGGCCAACUCCAACGAUGCCGCCGAAGUCAUGGCCUAUAGGAAGGACACUAUGGACGCCAAUGCCCCGCAAGAGAUGGAGAUUGUCGACAUGGACGAGGCCAAGCCGACAACGCCCGCAGAGCGCAAGACGACGCCGUUUCUGACAAAGUAUGAGAGGGCCCGUGUGCUGGGUACGCGCGCUCUGCAGAUUUCGAUGGGUGCGCCUAUCAUGGUCGAGCUUGAUGGUGAGACGGAUCCGCUUCACAUCGCAAACAAGGAGCUCAAGGCAAGGAAGAUCCCGCUCACCAUCCGUCGCUACCUCCCGGAUCGCUCGUACGAGGACGUGAACGUCUCGGACCUGAUCAUCACCUAA